AGGGAGGUCGUCAAAUUUCGAUAUUUUUUUCGACAUAAAAUAAACAGCGACUCCACGCAUUCCCCCGUUCUAAUACCGUCCGUCGCUCCUCGCCGCUUCAGUCCAGGCGACCACGUGACAAUAGUUGCUGUCUUCGGCGCGAUUUUUCAUUUCGGAAAACCUCUGUAAACAUAACACUGUGAAGAUGGAAGAAUCACUGGACGGUCGUGAAGCAGGCGCAGUAACAGCAGGCUUCGAUUCGGCGGCCAUUUUGAAUGACGAUGUCUCACCCACCACCAGCUUCUGUUACAAUAUUCCUAAUCUUUUCAAUGGGCUCGGUCCAGGAUCAGUUCUAUGCGAACGACCAGAAACUGAAGUAGGCGAGACCUAUACACCUACGGAGAAUGCAGAGGAUGCUGGCGACAACCAACAGUAUGAAGAAGAUGAAGAAUAUUCACCAAAUUCAAAUUCCAAAAGCGAUAUACCAAAAAGAAAACAACGAAGGUACAGGACAACCUUUUCAAAUGUACAACUAGAACAACUAGAGGCUGCCUUCCACAAGACCCACUACCCAGAUGUGUUUUUCAGGGAAGAACUGGCGAUGAGGAUAGACCUGACUGAAGCUAGAGUUCAGGUAUGGUUCCAAAACCGCCGAGCAAAAUGGCGAAAGCAACAAAAAGCGGGCUGUGAACCAUAUCCAGCCAGAUCCACCAGAUCUCCCGACCCUCGCUCCCCGUCAGCUUUAGCCUUGGAAAUGAGAGACUUCAUUACUAUACCUGUUUCCUCAUCACAAAUCAUCAGUUUAGCCGAAUCAAACCAAAGUGGAUACUCAUCGAAGUCAAAACAACCGGGACCAGCUAUACAUAUAUCAGCUUUACCAACUAGACAAAACCCUCAAGUCGACCUACCUUCCUUCUCAAUACCACUCCAAUACAACUUAGGGUCAUUCAAGAAGUUAGGAGAAGACACACAGUUAGAUCUAGAAGCUUCCACAUCAGAAAAUGUUCCUCAACACCAUUGGGAUACUCGAAUGAUGCCUAACUUUAAUCUAAUGAACAUAAAACCACUUUUAGAUAACAGAGAAAGCUUAGACAUGUCUGAAGUAAAAUAUGAAGUAAAGAAUGAGAAUAGACAGUUCAAUGAAAUUCCUAGUUCAAUCCAAGCGUCAAUAGAGCCUGAAGAUAUUUUAGGUAAAGAAACUGUAAGCGAAGGACAAACUAUCUCACCAGAUUUUGAAAUUGAAAGAUAUCAAAAUUAUCACAAUGAAAAUGAUAAAAGGUACAGAGACUCGAGUUUUGAUGAGUCAAUGAUCGAAGAUGGAAGAAACGAUUUUGUUUGUGACAACGAUUUUCUUUGUAAAAACAAUUUUGAAAAGAUAGAUGAGAAACGCAAUGAUUUUGAAGAAUGCCAUUUGUUGGAUACUGAUAAUAGUGUAGCUGUUAAUAUUAAUAAUUUUGAUAAUAAUCUAUAAUGAUAAGAAGUCCAAUAUUCUUGACGUAUAGAUUAUGUAUUUAGAUUUUAAAUGAAAGCUCUCUUCCAGAUUAGCUCUUUUCACUGUAUAUUGAUUUACCAAAUAUCAACGAAUUGAAAAAAUAAAAUAGAAUGGCUAUUCCAAACAAAAAUCGUGUUUCACAACGCUGUCAAAUCAAACAGACACUGACUAUCAUUGGCGUAGGAGGAAUCUACUGCCCACCAAAUUAGAAUACAAUAAUUAAAUAGAAAGGUUACAAUAAUUCUUGUAUAGAAUAACUAAUCUAGCGCGUAGUAAAAAUACAGAUCGUUGUCAGAUGUGGUGCGAUCAUAGCGCAAAUGUAUGUAAAAUAAAACUCUCUAGAUAUACCUACGUAUGCUUUUAUCUGUGCCUUAACUUUGUCUCCAUUCAUGUCCAACUAGUUACUAGAUGUAAUUCUCAACAUG
Maniola jurtina (meadow brown) is the source of this 1896-nucleotide messenger RNA. Its product is annotated as ventral anterior homeobox 2-like. Gene Ontology annotation, biological process: regulation of transcription by RNA polymerase II. Gene Ontology annotation, molecular function: DNA-binding transcription factor activity, RNA polymerase II-specific; RNA polymerase II transcription regulatory region sequence-specific DNA binding. Lineage: Eukaryota; Metazoa; Arthropoda; Insecta; Lepidoptera; Nymphalidae. The record is from RefSeq and is a predicted model, not a curated record. The transcript is spliced from 6 exons. Bases 185 to 1450 code for a protein of 421 amino acids.